AUGGGGUCAGAGUCUAGGGGACGCUCAACCGAACAGCGCCGCCAGAAAGCGUGGGUUGGCGCAGACCGUCCGACCCCCGAAGGAGCCUCAACGUCCUCAAGCGGUCUCAGCAAGCUUGAAAUUGUCCAGAAGACGCUGAUGGCUCCUUUUACACACAAGAAGGCAGACUCUACUCGUAUUCUAUCAGACCUCGCCCCCGUGAUAAUGACCCCUCGCAUGAUGAACUCUGCAGCAACUGUGUCGUCCAAACCCCGCGCUUCGGUUGGAGGCUCAUCCAUGUCUAGCGCAAGACUAGACUUUGCCACUCUCGGACGUGCUCCACUACGAUUAGGACUGGGCUCAAAGCGCAUCACAUCGGGUGAUCUCCAAAUAUUCGAGGCAGCUGAAGAACUACUGGAGGCAGAAAUCCCGGAGCCCACCGAAGCUGCGUCAAAUUUUAGUUUGCUACGAGGUUUCAACGCGACUAUUCCGAGCUCCGAGCAGAGCAAGACGAGGAGACGACAAAUGCGGAAUGUUGACACACCGCGCCUUGGCUUAAAGAAGCUCGGUAUGACUGCACGAGGACUACUUGCAGAUGACGAGGAUGAAGGACAGAGUGUGGCCAGUGAAGAUGACGUUGUGGUGGUCCGGAACACGCUGCCCGGACAGAAGAAAAAAGGGAGGGAAAGCCUAAGCGCCGCGAAGACGCUCGGAGUAGAAGAGCUGACGCGACAAACGCAAGAGAUUAUGCGGGACAAGGAAAAUAUCCACGUCAGGAAGAGCUUGGUUAAUAGCGAAGUCGAGGAAAUUACGCAUAAAAUCCAUGCUCUUGACGGGAUCAGAGCAAAACUUGAACAGGAUCUGCUCAAGCUACAGGAGGACGAGCUGGAACUGGAUGACGAACUGGAAGGUGUGAAGGAGAGGAUGAAGUUCGAGCAACUGUCUGGUCGCCCGGCUGAUCCUUCGGUGCAGAAUCUACACCUGCCUCAAAGCUCCCGUCGUCGUAAAGGUCCAGCAUUCCUCCCUUCCGAACACGACGAGCUCCCUCCUGGUGUCGCGUUCAUGACUCUGGAUAGUCAUACCACGCCUAUCAUUGCUCUGGACUUCUCAGAGCCUUAUGGCACUCUUGUCAGUGCCUCCCAAGAAGACGCGCAACCUCGUGUCUGGGACCUCCUUUCUGGUGGGGAAAUUGGCAGACUACGCGGCCAUAUCGGCGCUGUUCACUGCUUGCAAGUCGAGGAUCAUGUGUGUCUGACAGGUGGUGCGGAUGGGAACGUCAGGUUGUGGGAUCUCAGACGUGUUGAUGACGAUGAUGGCUGGGGCGAGGGCAUGGUACAUCUGAGCGAUGUACAGGAGGAAGACGAGGACGGCGAUGAAUCUCAGCCACCCAAUGGCAUCCGGUCAUCGUCGGAACAGGCUCCUGCCGAGAGCGCGUGUGCUAGGCUUCUGGAGGGGCACACGCAGGUUGUGACGGCGCUAUAUUUCGAAGACGAAUGCCUAGUGACUGGCGCGUCAGACAAGACCCUGCGACAGUGGGACCUUACGACAGGGCAAUGCGUCAUGACCAUGGACAUCCUCUGGGCCAUAUCACAUCCGCCAACAGGAAAUCUGUCUGCCUCACUUGCUACUCAGUCUUUCCCUGGCAGCUUUGCUGUUCAAACACCGCCGUAUGCUGAUGGAACGAGAGAGAUCUACGAGGACUUCGUAGGCGGUGUCCAGUUCUGGGGCUAUGGGCUCGUCAGUGGAAGCGGAGAUGGUGCUGUCAGAAUGUGGGACAUGCGGACUGGUCAAGCUCACAGAACGUUAUUGGGUCAUACUGGCCCGGUAACUUGUCUACAGUUUGACGAAAUCCACAUUGCCAGCGGCAGUCUGGACAAGACAUUAAAGGUCUGGGAUCUUCGGACUGGCGGUAUCUUCGAAACCAUUCAAUUUGAGCACGCAGUCACUGGACUGCAAUUCGACACUCGCAAGAUCAUUGCCGCGACUGGUGAGAAUGGCGUUAAGAUCUACAAUCGUACAAGCUCACAAAAGUCCACCCUUCUCACCAAUGGCCAUACAAGACCCGUUGAACGACUCCGGUAUAUGGACCGCUAUCUCGUGACGGGUGGCCGAGAUGCAAAAGUUAAAAUAUGGUCGUUAUAG
Messenger RNA from Cyclocybe aegerita, 2121 nucleotides. NCBI's taxonomy places the organism in Eukaryota, Fungi, Basidiomycota, Agaricomycetes, Agaricales, Hemipholiotaceae. The record is from the annotation of a GenBank genome assembly.